Molecule: messenger RNA, 2298 nt
Organism: Symbiodinium sp. CCMP2456
Lineage: Eukaryota; Dinophyceae; Suessiales; Symbiodiniaceae
Source: the annotation of a GenBank genome assembly
AUGGAGGAGCUGUUGCUUUGGGAGCGAGGCUUGGCGCCCGUCUUCUCCGAGUCCCAGAAAGACCUGGUGCUGGAGCGGAUCUUUGGCAUGAUCGGCACUUCUACCCGCUUCUACGUAGAAGUCGGGACGCAAUCUGGGGAGCAGUGCAACACGCGAUAUCUGAGAGUGCGGUACGGCUUUCACGGCCUCAUGCUGGAUGACAACUUCCGGAACAAGCACGUAAACUUGAAGCGGCAGUUCAUCACCCCGUCGAAUGUGGUGCAGAUUUUUCAGGAGAACAAUGUACCUCAUCACUUUGAUCUCCUCUCCCUGGACACCGACGGCUACGAGUGGCUGCUAUGGCUCAAACUGAAUGAAGCUGGGUAUGCCCCGCGGGUCGUGGUGCUGGAGUAUGGUGAGAACUUACCGUACACUGAAGAUGUUAUCAUCCGGCACACGACCUUCCCGGUCCACCGGCUUUGCCUUUCGCAGCUGCAGCGCUUUCCGAAGGUGUCUGGUGCCAGCAUCACGAGUCUGCUCAAAUUGGGGCGAGCUUGGGGCUACCACCUGGUCCACCUGGUGGCCUGUGGCACCAGCGACCUCAUCUUCAUCCGUGACGAUGCCAUGGGCGGUCGCGCCUUUCCCGCGCAGAACGAUGCAGUGGCCUUGUGCCGCCUGAGCGCGUACCAAUGUGAGGCGAGUGAGAUUUGGUGUGCAACGCAAUGGCCGGGAGCUGCACCUCCGAGCGAGGACAAGCAUGCUGAGUUUUCCACCGCAGUCGUAAUUAACAGUUCAACCACUGGCUGGUGCGACAAGCUACAGAAAAAAGCAACCAACCUUUGGUGUGGAAAGCUGCAGGACCUGCGAACCACCGCAGAGCUUGCACUGGCCGGCAACUACAAGCUUCAACGUGUUCUAGGUAAAAGAUGCAAGCGGGAUUGCAGACUCUUCUGCGAACCAGUCCUACCACGAGCCGUUGCGAGAGGAGCUGUGCUAGCUGCUGACUUGCCCUGGGCCGCCGGAGCCACCCAAAUGACCACGGGGAGCAUUGCGAGGCAUUCGCCCGCCUGCUGUUCCUGGCACCUUGCUGGCCGAGCUCGUGACAUGAAGAUGCCCAAAGCUGCUGAGCAUCUCGGAGUUGGUCCCGGCACGGUGGCCAGUUUUCUUUACACAUUCAGUGAGAAAGAGACGGACAAAGAGGGAGAAGAAGGAACUCGAGUGCAGAUGUUCUGCCUGAAGUACCAUCAAAGACCCGUCCUAGAGAACGAGAGAAUCGAGACCUGCUACGGCGACAUUGCCGAGUUCGGCGGCAAGGGUCCUGAAACGCGCCGGAUAAACGCAGAAGGCAACAGCUACCUGAAGAGUCACUACCCGCGGCUGAGCUACAUCCGGCGGGCACGACCUCUUGACUGGACUCCGCCAGGAGGUGUGGAAAUCAUCGCGGAAGCAUCACCAGUGCCUUCCAGGACGACUGCACAGGCAGCUGCCCGAGAGGCCCAACUACGCGCGAGCGAGGCCGGGCGGUCGGCGCUCCUGGCGGCGCAGGCCAAGGAUCCCGAAGAGGCGGUUCGGGCGGCCGUCACAGCCCGCCAUGCCGCGGAAGCCGCCCAGGCUGCAGCGGAAGCAGCAGAGGCCGCAAGCGCAGCACUGCUCGGUGCUCACGGGCAAUCUUGGCGGCCGCCAUCCCCUCCCCGACGAAGCCUUGCCGCUCCACCAGGGGUUGCUUCGUCCUCAAGCAACAGGUCUGCGAGCCUGGGCAGCUUUCGGUCGAGCAGGUCAACUCUGCCCUUCAUGAUUCAGCGACCUGGCAGCACACUUCACGGACUGCAGUCGGUGCGUGGGAACAACAGCUACGUGCCGAAUGCAUCGCUGCCAUCGACGCCGAUGUGGCCACAACCCGUGUUGCCGCAGGUCAUGGCCUACGUGCCUCAGAUGGCCUCGCAAACGUCCCUGCCCCUGCCAAAUGCCCAACUGCCUACACAGGUCUCGGCACAGCAAUUGCCACCACAGCAGACCCAACCAUCCCCGCAACAAAUGCCACCACAGCAGCUGCCACCACAGCUGCUGCCACCACAGCAGCUGCCUCCGCAGCAGCUGCCUCCGCAGCAGCUGCCACCACAGCAGUUGCCACCACAACAGUUACCACCACAGCAGCUACACUCACAGCAUUUGCCACCUCAGCAGCUGCCUUUCGCCCAGCUGCUAUCGCAACCCGCAAGCACACCACGGCAGCCAGGAAUGGCUCAGAUGCCGUUGACACACACCAGUGGGGGUAUGUGCUUGUCACCACAACAUCCACAACCCAAGCUGUUCCUGUAG